GUCACACAGCAGUCAGUCUGAAGUGAUGAAUUACCGAGCUGCCUGCGGAGCUGGACCCGGGCCCUAUAACCUGAGAAAGCAGUGAGAGAGCAGGGAGACAAAAGAGAGAGAGAGAGAGAGAGAGAGAGAGAGAGAGAGUAGGAGGGAGGACGCAAGGGAGGAGAGAGAGAAAGAUUGAGAGAGAAAGAGAGAGAGUGGAUCCGUGCUUACUUUGUAGUUGCCGACAGACACCUGAGAGCUUGCAGAUGCCGACAGAUGUGCCCGAAGACAGGCUCAGCAUCGAGGAGAAUGCCGCCAAGUGUGACAGCAUGACUCUGCCCAGCACCCCCACUGUCCGCAGAGGAAGCACUCCUCUGCCCAUAAAGCACCAGCUCAGACGAGAAGAAGCUGUUCACGAUGACGUGGACUGGGCCUCGGGAGCUGCCGGGCCUUCCCCCUCGCCGCUCGGCUUCAGCCCGGCCCUGGACGACACUCCCAUCAUCUCCAUGGAGGGCAGGCACGACGGGCCGCUGCGGAUCGCCCUGCUGGGUCAGAACGGAGUCGGGAAGUCCUCCCUGGCUCUCGCCUUUGCCGGUGACAUGGACCGGGCUGCGUCGGUGGAUUCCGACGGGGAGGGCUACGUGCGCACAGUCAGUGUGGAUGACGAGGAGAGCACCAUCGUUAUCUAUGACAACUGGAGACAGGACCUGUCGGCUCUCCAGUGUGAAGUGUGUGUCCUCGUGUUCUCCGUGACCGACAGGCGCAGUUUCCACCGCACGGCCCAGCUCCGUCUCCUCCUGAGAGAGACGCAGCCUCAGACUCCCAUAAUCCUCGUCGGUAACAAGAGCGACCUGGUUCGCUCGCGCGAGGUCACAGCUCAAGAGGCCAUGUCCAGCGCUGCCCUCUACAACUGCCUGUAUUUGGAGAUCUCUGCCUCCCUGGACCACCGCACGCCGGAGCUCCUGGAGUCCACUGUGCGACUAGCCAGAGGUCAGCCGCCGUGGCCUCCGGGAUCCAGCGCGGAGGACAUGUGCGGAGGAGGUCAGCGAGAGAGCAUCACCUCGCGUGCUAAACGCUUCCUCACCAGCCUGAUGCCGCGGUACCCGCGCGAGAGGGAAGUGGGCAAGUUCCUGAGACAGAAGUCCCGCUCGUGCCACGACCUGGGGGCGCUGUGAUCGCACGCGGCGAGGAGUUUUAAUAGCUUAGCAGAAAUAACUCGAAGUGAUGUAGUAAAGCUGCAGAACGGAGGAGGGAGGGAGUGACGCAGCACUUAGUGGACAAAGAUGUAGGAUGUGAAUGACAGAUGGGGGAGGGGGUGUGCGAAUUUACCGGAGAAACAAACGGGAAGGUAUCGCAGUAUGGUGUGAAGGAUCAUCCGGCGCACAGGAGGAGAUGGGAAGAAAAACUAGCUAUCAUGUCAAAUGGCGAAUUUUUGUACACAAGUUUAAAGAAAAACAAGAAAAACACUAGUGUAAAUAAGCUGUAGAUGUGAUACCUAACUGCCACAGCUUUAAAAGCGAAAUAAAUUGCUUUUUUUUUUGAGCCUUCAAAUGGCUGUUUCACGUUG
Molecule: messenger RNA, 1546 nt
Organism: Poecilia latipinna (sailfin molly)
Lineage: Eukaryota; Metazoa; Chordata; Actinopteri; Cyprinodontiformes; Poeciliidae
Product: GTP-binding protein REM 2-like
Exons: 6
Coding region: 246-1154 (302 amino acids)
Cellular component (GO): plasma membrane
Molecular function (GO): GTP binding; calcium channel regulator activity; GTPase activity
Source: RefSeq, a predicted model, not a curated record